Osmia lignaria (orchard mason bee) is the source of this 4512-nucleotide messenger RNA. NCBI's taxonomy places the organism in Eukaryota, Metazoa, Arthropoda, Insecta, Hymenoptera, Megachilidae. The record is from RefSeq and is a predicted model, not a curated record.
CUUAUUGGUUAAUCGUUGAUCACGUGGUUCUUUAUUACGUUCCUAUUGGUUAAUCGUUGAUCACGUGGUUUGUUUACGCUCAUUCGAAUGGGCCCAUUUUCCCGCGGAACAGAAACUGUUAAUUUCUAGUAAUUAUUGAUAUUAAUUCAUUGAGAUUUCUAGCGUUAAAUGAGGUUCCUAUAGAUAAGAAGAUUUAUGUAUAUCGUGUUAUGUGUGUACGAAAUUUCGGAGGAAAUUAUACAAAAUUGAAUGAAACGAAAAAUUACAGAAUUGAAGAAGAAGCGUACCCAGAGCUGAUAAUUGACUGUGAUCGAAAUUAUUGUUUGAGACAUGAUUUAUUUCAACUAUUCAUUACUAAUCACGUGACUUGGAAGCGGUGAUUCAACCGCACAGAAGCGAGCUUCGCGCUGAGCUGUCUUUAUUUCCCAACUAUCUCUGGUAGAAUGUACAGAACAAAUAUUGCUAGUCGAAGUAAGUGUUCAACGUUACGACGAGACAUCGAAAAUGAGGAACCGUCUACAAAUUUUGCAACGGACACGAAUCAUGUGGCGCAACUUCUACGUUCCUGGACGAUUCGGUUGAAAACUAGCAGCGAGUUGGAAAAGUAUCCCGUCGAGAUGGAGGUGAAGCCGAUACCAAAACCUAGGUCAACGUUAUCCGAGAGACCGGUACCAGCUCCGAGGAAGUUACCACCGGCUUUACCAGCGACCAGAGUCUACACUCACAGUGAAUCGAGCCAGUCAGAGAAAAGCGACGACUCGAAAUCGAUACCGGAUACACGUUCCUCUACGAACACCGAAUUCUUUCGUAAUCUAAGCACCAGUUCUCGUCAACUGAAAGACGAGAUUUCGGAGAGGAUGACGAUAAAGGGUCGAGCGGUGAUAUCCAGCACGAUAAACGCCAGCAUAAGAUUGGAAAAAUCGGUGAAGAAUCUCCUGACGAGAAGAUUGACAACUCUGAACCAAGACGAGCUUCUUCGUGAUAAUUCAACCGACAGCAAGAAGCUGAAGAGCCCCGUGGAAAACGACAGAUGCGCGUCUUUACCUGCCGAUGAUAUUUUCAGCAACAUCUCCUUUUACAGCCCGUUGAACAGCAAUCUGAGGAGCGUCAGAAACGAGGAGGAUCUUUCCGGGAUGCGACACAGUCCACCCCCUCCUGUAUAUCCUCCUCCCCCGCUUCCUGAUGAGUCUAUCUACGACGAAUUGCAAUCAGUCACGUCUGGAAGUAGUCGAUACGACACUAUCUCUGACAAAGUCGAGAGAGAUUUCCCGGGCUCGUUUGAUCUUCUCAAUUUAGUACUAAAUCAGACCAGCGACUCCGAUCAGAGUUUGAACCUGUCCGACGUGAACGUGGCUCUACCCUACGACAAGUCCGACAGCAUCAAAAGGUUAUCAAGGUCCGAUUCCUGGACUUUCUAUGACACAGCACCGGCCAGUAAAUCCGAAGGGGUAGAUGAGUUGGACAGGAUAUCCAGCGCGGAAGAAGAUAUCCUGGACAAAGAGAUUCCUAUUCUCGACAGAACGUCGUCAGCGUCAAACGAGAGUCAAGCGUCCAUUCAAAAUUCUCUGUACGAAAAUUUAUCGUACAGAAAGGUUCAAGAGGAGAAAGAAACGAUGCCUGCGGUUACGGAAAACAGACAGCAGAGCAGUAAAUCCUUGCUAUUCGAAUUUGAUCCAUUUGCUAGAACCUCCGAAGAGAACGUGUACAGUAAUUACGAGAACAAUGAUCGGAUGUUACUGGAGACUCUGUUAUCUAGCAACGAUACACCGAGUAGUUCUGGAAGCAUUUUGGAUUCCCAAGAAGUCACAGAGAACGAGGAAGAACAAGAAGAGGUGGAGAAUGAGGAUGUAGCAGAGCAUCCAAGAAUCUUACCUGUACCACCGGAACCGCCUAAAAGGUUUGAUUCAUUACCGAAGAACGAGUACGACGAGGUAACGGAGACUCUAUCGACCGAUAAGAGCACCACAGGUAAAAAUCCGGCUCUUCUACCGAAACUGGCCCACCUGGUGACGAGAAAACAACCCGCUGUACCUCCAAGAAAGUCGGCUGGAAAACGUUCUAAUAAUACAUCUUCUGCUGCGUCUAAAACCGUGACUUCGACGACCAAUGAUGGAAGCACACCAGUUACAACUACAACGAGCGUAACAUCGACGAAUAUUACCAAGGAAACAUCAAAUUCUUCGAGUGGAAAGACAACGGAAGAGCCUAGACGAGUGGGUAUGAUACAGAAACUGAGAAAACUAAGGCACGAAUCGUCGUCUCAUGGUAUUAAACCAAAUGUAAUCAGUUUCGUGAAGAGUGGGAGUAAAUUACUAUCCAGGAAUCGUGACCACAGUGGAACUGUAUCGAAUGCUAAUUUGAAACUGGAAAGGCCACAGGUUGAUGGUCUCCAGAAUCCUGCGAAGCAUAGCGGAACCGUUUAUAGAAAUGGUGUUGGUAUCGAAAGAGCGAAGGACCUGGUGCCAAGGCUAGCAGUCUUGUCUGACCAGAAGCUCUCGUUUUAUACGGAUAAGGGCAUGUCUACUCUGAAGGAGGUCAUUCAACUCGACACAGUGUACAGCAUUCAUCUUCUGCAGGACGUUAAGAUGGUCGACGGUGAAACAGUAUAUUGCAUAGCAAUUAGCGGCGAAGGAAGACCAAGUGUUCAUGUAUUCUACGCGAAAGGCAUCGUUGAAUGGAGAAUUUGGGCACAAAGGAUAUUGGAGGCCAUCACAACAGUCUUUCCCACGAAAUACACUGCAGAGGAUUUAAGGAGAGCAGGAUGGGCUUACUUAAAGGAAGGCGUAACAGGCGUAUGGUUUCCGGCCUGGGUUCUGCUGCAUCAGAGAACUUUAAUUUAUACAAAAUCUCUGGAGCCCUCCAUGGGUGUAAGUUUUGGAAAGUUGGAUCUUCGAAAAGCACGAUGCAUCGUUCUACGAGAACAGGAAGGGCCAAAUCCCGGAAUGGGUUCGAUUCCAGUGGUAGUUGUGGACGCAGGUGGCAGCGGUGCAUUACACGUGGCUGCACCAGGAGUUCACGAAGGAUCUGCAUGGAGACACGCGCUUUAUCAAGCAGCUACCAACUGUGGUCCUGCCUUGGAACAACAGCAACUCACACAGGACAACGUGCCUGUGAUUCUCGACAAGUGUAUCAAUUUCAUUUACGUUCAUGGUAUAAUGACAGAGGGUAUUUAUCGUCGAAGCGGAUCGAACAGUGCCGUUGUCAAAUUAUUGGAAGCCUUUCGUCGCGACGCAUGGGUAACGCAAAUUACAAGAGGAGCGUAUACGGAGCACGACGUCGCGACGGUUCUCAGAAGGUUUCUCCGUGAUUUACCGAAUCCAUUGUUUCCUGCUGACAUUCACGAUCGGCUUUGUUUCACCUCAGAAAAUAAUAAGGAGGACGAAAAGGUUUCGACGUAUAGGAAACUAUUGUCCAUGCUGGGUGCUGUACCUGCCGCAACGCUCAGAAGGAUUCUCGCUCACCUUCACUGUUUGAGUCAGCAAAGCUCCAGGAACCUGAUGACCUGUGAAAAUCUUUCCGCGAUCUGGGGACCAACGUUGAUGCGGGCAGGCGAGAAAAGCGCCGAAAAAUGGAACAGAGCAGAGACCAGAGUGAUCGGUGACCUCAUUAAACUCUAUCCGAAGUUGUAUCAAUUGACCGCCGCUGAUUUAGCGAAAGAGGCGAAGAUUUUAGAGGUUCUCGAAAAGCAUCAUGUUUCUAAUAAUGGACCACGCGGCGCACCCUCGGGAGAUCUCAAGAUUUGGAUAUACAUCUUCUCGAGGGACGGCGAAUGUGUGAACGUCACUAUUGGGCCACACAAAACUGCGUAUGAUGUAUGCCAAGAACUUGCAGAGAAAACUAAUUUAUCGGCUCAUGAAUUGUGUCUGGAAGAAUAUACAUUGUCUGGCGCGUUGGAACGACCACUGCAUCACAGUGAGCGUGUCCUCGAGACAGUGGCGAGGUGGGGAUACUGGGAUCCAGAAGAUAGGAAGGACAACGUCCUCAUACUUAAAAAAGAUCAACUCUACAAGGAUAUAGCACCUCUGGUAACACCACCCAUGACAACAGCGGGUGAACUUAAGUUCGCUGAUAAAAAGUCGAAGAAUUUUAAAAACUACCUCUUUGAGUUCAGUCACGCAAAGCUUUACUGUUACAAAGACAAAUUCUGUUCGAAUAAAUUGUAUGAAUGGAAAAUAGAAGAUAUUAUUUGGUAUGUAGGUCAUGAGCCAAAACGAAAUCCGCAGACAGGAUGGUCUAUCACGUUUAUAGCAAAAAAUACAAAACCAACUAGGUGUAAAGAAAGCCCAUUUUUUGGAAACACUUUAGCAGGAUCGUUAAAAGACGAACAAUACAAAUGGUUAGCAGCUAUGACCUUUGCAGAAUAUCAGUUAAAUAUUCGGCCUCCUUCAAUCAAUCUUAUGGAGCCAUAAAUUGAUUAAUUUAUUGUUUUUUAAGUUACAGUAUUUAGUGCCUUCAAUGUUUAUAGCAAUUAUUUUUGUACCAUACAUUAAAUGUUUUUUCUCUUUGAUUCAA